Molecule: messenger RNA, 1656 nt
Organism: Drosophila obscura
Lineage: Eukaryota; Metazoa; Arthropoda; Insecta; Diptera; Drosophilidae
Product: prolyl 4-hydroxylase subunit alpha-2
Exons: 7
Coding region: 16-1500 (494 amino acids)
Biological process (GO): peptidyl-proline hydroxylation to 4-hydroxy-L-proline
Cellular component (GO): endoplasmic reticulum
Molecular function (GO): L-ascorbic acid binding; protein binding; iron ion binding
Source: RefSeq, a predicted model, not a curated record
UUAUUCUUGUCUGCAAUGUCGCUACGAAAGGUUCUUUUUAUGUUCAUCUGCUCUUCAGCCCUCUUCGUGAUGAUCAUGGGUGAGGAGGAGAAAAAGGUUGUGAUAUAUACAAUAUCCAUCCGGGCACUUGGGGAACUGAGGAAUAUUGAAAAUUCCUACGUGGAACACCUGACUAGCUAUGUAAGGGCUCUCCAGAAAAAGGUGGACACUCUACAAAAAUACCUGCUGUCUGUGACCCAUGAGAAUCUGGAUAGUAACAUGAGCCGCGUUCAAUACGUGGCAAAUCCUCUGAAUUCGCUGGCACUGAUGCGACGUGCUCAUGAAGACUGGCCCAAGUGGUUGUCCUACAUCAAAGAUCAGGAAGGUAUCCAGCAAUUGGAUACACUUGCGGCACAAAUGCCCAAUGCCGUGGAUAUGAAUGAAGCCUUGAUGGGUAUGGAGCGUAUAGAGCGUUUCUAUGACUUGAGGGCAUUUGAUAUGGCCAAUGGGCUAGUGGCGGGACGCCAUCUUGAUACCCGCAUGCUCGCACCAGAAUGCCUUAUCCUAGCGGACUUUAUGUACAACCGAUCGGAAUACACCAGAGCCGCUGAAUGGUACAGACUGGCAUGGAAUAACCUUGAGCUACCACUCAAUCCGGUUGCCCGAGAGUUCUAUCGCCCCAAUCCAGAGGAAGUUCGGAAAAGAUUUCUCAUCAGCAGACUGCAUGAGGGCUCCAUCGACCAAAUAAAGGAGUAUCUGGACGAGCUGGAGCAGGAUCCGUCAGUCCCUUUGGUAUAUCUAAAGCCAAAGCGCGCAGCGACUGACAUUGAACGGGGCUGCAGGGGCGAUUUUCCGCCUCCUCCACAGUUGGUCUGUCGCUACAAUCACACCACAACACCAUUCCUGCGCCUGGCUCCCCUCAAGGAGGAGGAAAUCAGUCGGGAUCCACUCAUAUGGCUGUAUCACGAUGUCGUCUACGACAGCGAGAUCGCAGAGCUGACCGCCAACCUCACCAGAGAGGAAAUGUCACAGGGCUACACGGACAACUACACCACGACAGAGAAGGAGCGUAUUUUCCAUGUGAAGACAUUUGAAGGUAGUGGCGAGAAGUUGGACAGAGAUUUGGUGAAUCGCAUGGCGGACAUUUCGGGACUGCUUGCGGGCAAUCACACACAUCUGGCCAGAAUCAACUAUGGCCUGGGUAGCCAUUUCCCGGAGCACGCAGAUUACUCAGACAUUAAGGCCAAUCCGGAACUGGUGGAAGAGGGCGACCGUUUAAUUACGUUUCUGUUUUAUCUGACCGAUGUCCCACUGGGCGGUGCCACCAUAUUUCCGAAAGUAAAUCUCACCAUCCAGCCGAAGAAAGGAUCCGCCUUGUUCUGGUACAACAUUCACAACGACUGGGAGCCACAUCUGCUGACACGGCAUGCAGUGUGUCCCAUGAUCGAAGGCAACCGAUGGAUUUUAACCAAGAGCCUGCUGGCCUACGAUCAGAUGUUUGUCAAACUCUGCUACAAGUAGAGGCCCCCUCUACAAUGGGUAUAAAAUGGCAUUUUAUUUAAAAAUAUCUUAAAGUUUUUACGAGUAUUUAGUUAGUCUAAUACUUUCUUAGAACGGUUAUAAAUACUACUGAGAAUUGUAAGUUAUUUCGUAUGGGAUCUUGGCUUGAUUCCUAUU